Schistosoma margrebowiei is the source of this 2748-nucleotide messenger RNA. The record is from the annotation of a GenBank genome assembly. NCBI's taxonomy places the organism in Eukaryota, Metazoa, Platyhelminthes, Trematoda, Strigeidida, Schistosomatidae.
AUGACAUUAAUGUCUAUAAAUCAUUAUGAUACUACCAUUAUCACCAACGGUAACACGAAUAGUAAUCAUAAUAUUAAUAAUGAUUAUAAUGUUAAUCAUAAAAUCAUGACAUCCCUAAGUGAAUAUUACAUAAAUGAAAACAAACAAAAAUUUCAUCAUAAUUUAUCGACAAAUUUCAAUGAAUUCAAUAGUCUAUCACAAAUUAUUAAACAAACUAAUCAAUCAGUUCAGAAUUCUGAUUAUAAAAAAGAAAUAUUUACAUCAAAUAAUGACAAGAUGAAGUAUUUCCAGCAUGAAAAUGAACAAGUAAUACAAUCUCAACAAUAUAAUUCUCUACCAAGAAUGAAUAAAACACUUAGGGAUUUAAGAAGUCAUCACAACUGUCUAAAACAGCUAAUAAACUCAAAUAGUCCACAGCCAUUUGAUAGUAGCCAAAUCACAUCACCUGAAGAUACUCAAUUUAGUACAUCAAUGCCAACACACUCUUCAAACAUGUCUGAUUUUCCAGACAGUAAACUAUUUCACAAUCAUACAAUUGAUCACAUAGAUCUACCAGUUACAACAGAUGGAUCUUGUGAAGCAUUUAAAAUAUUGAAAGAUCCUCUAGAUCAUAAUUACACUCAAACUGAAGAUCAUAUGCAAUAUCGUUCAUUACAUGAUACAAUACAAGAUGGGAAAUUUCCAUAUACAAAAAUGAAUUCGCGAACAAUCUCUGAGGAUACAUCCAAUAAUAGUAUUCAACCUACAAAUAUUGAAAAAAGUUACAACCAAGUCAAAAGUACAAUGAGUAAAAAACAAACAUUAACAAAUUUUGAUGAAUAUCCACCAACUCCCGGUAGUUCAUUCAGUCAACGAGAAAAAAUAAGUGGUGCUAAACUUUCUUUUCAUCAUAUUUCUUAUGAAGUAAAAAUUCAAAAGACAAUCUGUAGUAAACCAGUGAUAAAGACAAUACUUGAUGAUGUAAGUGGAAUUCUUCGACCCGGAAUGAAUGCCCUUAUGGGACCAACUGGAAGUGGAAAAUCUUCGCUUCUAGAUGUAUUAGCUGGUCGUAAAGAUCCGAGAUUUCUUUCUGGAAAAGUUUUAAUUGACGGUAGACCUCAACCGAAAAACUUCAAGUGUAUUUCCGGUUAUGUUGUUCAGGAUGAUAUUGUAAUGGGAACCUUAACAGUAAGAGAGAAUUUAAGUUUUUCAGCAGCCCUACGAAUGACUAUGCAUUGUACAACAGAAGAAAGAAAUCAAAAGGUCAACGAUAUCAUUGAUGAAUUGGGUUUAAAUGCUGUAGCGGAUAGUAAGGUUGGGACUGAAUUAGUUCGUGGAGUAUCAGGUGGUGAACGUAAAAGAACUAGUAUUGGAAUGGAACUUAUUACAGAGCCACCAGUACUUUUUUUAGAUGAACCGACUACUGGUUUAGAUGCAUACAUGGCAGGCCAAGUCGUAAAAACACUUAAAGCUUUAGCCAAGCGUGGUCGUACCAUCAUAUUUUCUAUACAUCAACCUAAAUAUUCAAUUUACAAAUUAUUUGAUACGUUAACUUUAAUCUAUCGAGGUCAAAUAAUUUAUCAUGGAUUGGCAAAAAAAGAACCAAUACGUUAUUUUGGUCGUUUGGGUUAUGUUUGUGAAAAUCAUAAUAAUCCGCCAGAUUUUUUCAUGGAUGUUAUACAUGGUGAAUGUUUGCGUCAACAUGGAAAUACGUCAGAUAUCCAAAUUAUGGAUCAUCAUGAUACUCAAGAAAGAAUGCAUUUAGUUGGACAACAACUUAUUCAAGACUGGCAAACUUCUGAAAUGGCUCAACAUGUGCUGGAAGAAGUUAGCUCAAUCGCUAAUCGAUUGGAAAAAUAUGAAAAUGGUUCAAAAAAGAGCAAAGAUAAUGCUGUAGAUAUAUCAUUUGCUGCAUCAUAUAUUCGACAAAUCAAUAAAGUGUGUUGGAGAUCAAUAUUGAAUCUAUUACGUGAUCCUUUAGCAUCAGUGAUACAAACUAUUGUUUAUUUAUUUUUUGCAUUAUCUAUGGGUAUAGUUUAUUUUCAAAUGAAUGAUUCUUUAGAAUCUGGUAUACAAAAUCGUACUGGAUUAUUUUAUUUUUGUACAUUACAAGUGAUAUUUGUAAAUUUGGCUACAAUUGAAUUAUUUAUUAAAGAACGUGUACUUUUUAUACAUGAAAGUUCAAGUGGUUAUUAUCAAGUCUCAGUAUACUUUUUCUCUAAAAUUCUCUGUGAUAUAAUACCAACUAAAGUACUACCUAUAUUAUUCUUUAUGCCAAUAUGUUAUUGGAUGGCUGGUUUACAGAAAACGUUUGGAGCUUUUAUGUUUUUCGAAUUACUUCUGUGCCUUACAACGUUAGCCGCUGCUGCAAUUGCUUUGUUUAUAUCAGCAAGUGUUACAGUCUUUGGAUUGGCUAAUGCUAUAAUAUCGAUUAUUUAUGUAUUUAUGAUGGUUUUUUCUGGUUUCUUAAUCAAUUUAAAAUCUAUGGCUGUUUGGCUUAGUUGGCUUCGUUACUUCUCUAUAUUUCGUUACAGUAUGGGCGGUUUACUGAUUAUGGAAAUGACAACACUUCGAUUUUGUCCUAUGGAUAAAUCGAAUACAACAAUUAAUAGGCAAUGUCAAAAUGGCACGACAUAUUUGGAGGACCAAGAGAUCCCUUAUAUGACUGGAUGGGAUUUAUGGUCUAAUGUUGUUGGGUUGGUAGUAAUUAUGAUUGCAUUUUACAUUCUUUGUUAUGUUCGACUUCGACUACUCAAUAAAUACAAGUAG